Messenger RNA from Ectocarpus siliculosus, 2287 nucleotides. The record is from the annotation of a GenBank genome assembly. NCBI's taxonomy places the organism in Eukaryota, Phaeophyceae, Ectocarpales, Ectocarpaceae.
AUGGCGAGGUUUCUUCCUUCGGGUGGAGGCGUAGGAGGAAAGCUCUCGUCAGGGCAGCAGCACCCCCUCCUGCUGUGGUUGGAUGUCCCUGGGUACGAGCAGAGCGGUCCCCUGCUCUUGCUGUCUAUCGCCGCCUACUAUCUCCUGCUCUUCGCGUGCGGUUGGUUCGUGCUACAGUGGUUCCGGCGUGGCCGCCCGUGGGCCAGGGCCCGUUCGUUCCUGGCCGGGAAGAGCAAGAGCGACCUGGGCGCGGCGGGCGUUGGCGGCAAGAGGGAGCCAGCCCCUCCGCAGCUCCGAUACAAGAAGACCGCUUUCAAUCGGCGCCUGCUGUCGGAGGCUAGCGUCCUGAGACAGCCGUACGUCCCGAGCCCAUGGCUUGGACAUAGGCUCGGUGGCCACAUGCAGAGCUUCAUGUUUGCCACCUGGUGCCCGCCCGGUGACCGGGCGAUGGUGAGCCGUCUGGUUAGCCGACAAGACCGGGUGGAGUCUUCCUUCGACGGCGGCGUGUUUCGCAUGGAUUGGUUUGACCUCCGCGAGACCCCGUUGCCUGCGGACGCCCCAGUCGUCUUUGUCCUCCCCGGGGUCGUGGGCCAAGGCACUAACGUUUACAUCCGGCACCUUGCGGCCCACCUAUCCACCAAGUACGGCUACCGAGUGGUCACCAAGAACUGGAGGGGAAUCGGGUUGGAAUUGUCUACAAGAAGACCGGAGACGUGGGACCACGCCGCCCUUUCGGACUGCAGAGACGCGAUCAAGCACCUGAGACGGACGGUCGGGGAGCACGUCCCCGUCCUAGGUGUUGGGUUCAGCUUCGGCGGCUGCGUGCUGACGGCCAUCGCAGGCACGGCGCCGCAGGAGGAGCACGGGCUGUGCGGGCUGGUGAGCAUCUCCGGGCUCUUCGACAUGCCGGCCAUGAUGAAGCACAUCGCCGAGCAGUACGCCUACCCGUACGGCUUCGCCAACACGAAGGUAACUGUGAAGAACUACCGCAAGUUCAAGGUGUUGGAAACCCUGACUGCGGAGGCUGAUGUUUCCGUUCCCGGCGGUCGAAGCAGCGGCCCGAUCCGCAACAGCAGCUUCUGCUCUAGUGACGACGAGGGGAUGGGCGUCGGGCCGUCGUCCUCGUCGGCAACGGCAGAGGAGCCCUUGCGGCCGUCGACAGGGCCGAUGCGAACGAGAAAGAAGUUGCGCCCGGCGUCGGCGGCGUCGGCGGCGGCGGCGGCGGGGGGGGCUGCGGCAACGGUGGCAGCGGGUUCUUGCGCCGCGAGCCAAGCUCCGUCCAGCGCCUCCGCCAUAGCGUCGCCGGCCGCACGCCCCUCCCUCUCAGCUGCCGGCGGAGCUAGUGGAGGGCUCGUCGAUGGAGAGACGACGCAAGGCACGGCGACGGCAGAGGCAGUCGCUUCGCGGCGCGGAGACGAGGUGUUCCACACGGCUUCGUUGCUUGACUCCGGCCAUGGGAAGGGAAGGGAGGUAGGUAUGCCGGCGGGGGCGGGGCCGGGGGCAGGUGCUACGUCGGGGUUGGUGACGGCGAAGGAAAUGGCGGCGAUGAAGGACCCGAGCGCUUUUCACGAGGCGCUGACGCUACCGUUCACGGGGGACUCGAGCGUGGACGCGUACUUUCAACGAAUCGGGCGGGUUAUGGGCCAGGGUGUGUCUUCGGUGACCGUGCCGACGCUGUGCCUCCUCGCGAAAGACGACCCGCUCUGCCCCCCGCACGCCUGGGUGGGUGCGCUCGAAGCGGCCGCUAAGAGCGACGGCAUCGUGGUCGCCAUCACGGAGCACGGGGGCCACUGCGGCUGGUUCGAUGGGCUCGGUGCUGGCUCCUGGCUGGAUCGGGCCACGGGAAACUUCCUGUCGUCCGCGUUGGAGCUGUCGAAAGAGUCGACGGCCGCAGGCGCUACCGCUGACCGUGGCGCCAGUCCAACAGCAGAGGCCUCUACAAGUACGCGAAUCUUGGCAGCCGCCGAGAGCCGAUAACCGUACGUAUGCACCACCGCUUAGAUGAUAUGAGUCCUACCAGUCACUCUCCCGCUGCUUGUCAGGCGUGCACGCGCGGCGGUGCGUGCUGUUAGGCAGCAGCAAUCAUCGAUAUGUUGGGACUUUUGCCGGUUUGCUUCGGGCACCGGUGAGCCGUCGCUGUACUGUGAACAACACCCGCUGCAAUAAUUUUCGGCUCUGGAAGUGUUUCGGUGGCGUACCCCCCUCUGGGACUUGUUGCCGACGAAACGCCCCCCCCUCCGAGGUCUAGACUCGUGAGCUCCAGGCUGUUUUGCGGGUUUGUUAAUGA